AUGGACACCAAGAAUUCGUCCUACUUCAACGGCAGUUCGCAGCGUCGCCGGCUCGUCAAAAAGUCCUCGCAUCAUUACUCGCGCUCCUCCUCCGGCCUCGAUAGCGCCCACGACGCCCACUCCAUCCACAGCAAACGCAGCUCCUCGAAUAGUCUCCGCCGCACGCCCAGCGCUCCCCCGCCCGUGCGACCAAGCAACACCGUCGCCGGUGCCUUUGCUGCCUCGUCCUCGCCUUCGCCCCGGCAUCCCACCCAGGCCCAGUCCUCGAAUGCGUCGCCACUGCAGCACCAGGGUCAAUUCGCCGCCGCCGCCGCAACCUCGUCGUCGUCUUCCUCACGCCUGCCCUACCGCAACAGCCCGUCGGCGCAGCCUGAGCCUCAGUUUCGCCAGCCCGCGCCCGCGUCAACAUCCGCGCCCGCCAAGCCUGCCGCCGACGACCUCAUUGGCGCUCCCUUCGACGGCGCUGCCAUCCUGAGCAGCAUAGACUCGGCCUCCUACAGCCCUUCGACCGUCGCUGCUCCCUCGUCGGCCAGUUCGACGCCCAGCAUCAACCACACUGCGGCCACUACCGCCGUUAGCACUCCACGCUCGUCCAUCCCCGCCCAGCCGCAAAAGUCAUCUUCCACGACCGCCGUUGCUCGUGCUGCUGCACCCAUUUUCCGCGCCGUCAGCACAAAAAAACCCAAGCAUUCCCUUCGAUCCUCUAAAAGCGUCGCGGCCAUGGAUUCAGGCGUUACUCUCGUAGACAAGUCGGGCACCCGGGUCGAGGCGCAGGCCGCCACUCCCAAAAGGUACUCAGACGAGUCCGGCGGCAUCCCUUCCAAGCCGCCCACUGUCCGCAAAAAGUCUGGCUUUUCUGGCUUUGUCAACAGUCUAGUGGGCUCCCAGAAGAAACCCAUGAUUUCGGCACCAGAGAAUCCCAUUCACGUUACCCAUGUCGGCUACGACAGCUCUACUGGUCAAUUCACUGGCCUGCCCAAGGAAUGGCAACGAUUAAUCAACGAAAGCGGUAUUCCCGAAAAAGAGCGCCGCGAGAACCCCCAGACCAUGGUCGAUAUUCUGCAGUUCUAUAAGGAGACCACCGAAAAGGCCCCCGAGGACCAGGUUCUCGAAAAAUUUGGCCAUGCCGGUGCCGAGCGAUCACAAUAUGCCAGUCCCAAUCCCUCGAAUCCCGCAUCGCCAACCAUGUACCCUACCAACUAUAUGGGAAGCUUUGAGAACCCCCGAGCUGCACCUCCAGUCCCUGCCAAGGGCCAUGGCGUGCCCUCAUCGAAAGACAUGGUGCCAAGCCGACCUGCACCGCGGCCUCCCGUUAGUAUGGGCGGCCGGGCUGGCCCUCAAACUUCCUACACCACACCCAAGGAUUCUGGUAUCGGCAUAAUAAAUAACGAGGCGGAUAGCGGACCAAUGCUACCCGAAGAGCACCGUUCUCGCUCCAAUUCAAGGGUUGCCGGACCUGCGCCCUUCGCCCCCCAACAGACGGGCUCGAUGAACCCCGCGCAGCCUACACUGUUCCAGCAACAACAGAUGAUUCAGCAACAGCACGAGCAGGCUAUGGCCCAAGCCCAAGGAGCCAUGUCUGGCCAGAUUGGGCGAGCUCCUAGCAAGAGACAGCCUACCCAAACGCCGGCCCCUAUCGCUGGAGGGUAUUCCCCGCGCGAAGCAAAUGGAGCCCGCCAGCAGCCUGUCAUGACUCCGAACCCCCAAGCGAGACCUCGACACCGCUCCCGCCAGAGCAACGGCAUUGACAUUGUCUCGGCACUCAGGCGUAUCUGUACCGAAGGCGAUCCUCGCGAUAUCUUCAGAGGCUUGAAUAAGAUUGGCCAAGGUGCAUCUGGUGGUGUCUUCACCGGCUACGAGCGCAACAGCAAUCGAUUGGUUGCUAUCAAGCAAAUGAAUCUCGAGCAACAACCGAAGAAGGAUCUCAUCAUUAAUGAAAUUAUCGUUAUGAAGGAGAGCUCGCAUCCUAACAUUGUAAACUUUAUCGACAGUUAUCUCACCGGCGGUGAGCUCUGGGUGAUUAUGGAAUUUAUGGAGGGUGGAAGUUUGACAGAUGUUGUGACAUUCAACAUCAUGACAGAGGGGCAAAUUGCUUCCGUGUGCCGCGAAACGCUCAAGGGCCUGCAACAUCUGCAUUCCAAGGGAGUUAUCCACCGCGAUAUCAAGUCGGACAAUAUUCUGCUUUCUAACGAGGGCUGCAUCAAGCUGACUGAUUUCGGUUUCUGCGCCACGAUCAACGAAGCGCAAAACAAGCGCACGACCAUGGUUGGCACACCAUACUGGAUGGCACCCGAAGUUGUCACUCGUAAGGAGUACGGCCGCAAGGUUGACAUUUGGUCACUUGGUAUUAUGGCUAUUGAGAUGAUUGAGGGCGAGCCUCCGUACCUCACAGAGUCACCACUCCGUGCGUUGUGGCUGAUUGCGACCAAUGGCACUCCGCAAAUCAAGAACGAGAGUGAACUGUCAGAUGUCUUUAGAGAUUUCCUGUACUUUGCCCUUAAGGUGGACCCCGAGAAGCGUGCCAGCGCUCAUGAUUUGCUAAGACAUGACUUCAUGAAGCUGUGUGUAGAUCUCGGACAAUUGUCGCCUCUUGUUCGAUCCUCAAGAGAACAACGAGCCCAAGAAAAGUCGCGUAAGGCGUGA
Molecule: messenger RNA, 2643 nt
Organism: Akanthomyces muscarius
Lineage: Eukaryota; Fungi; Ascomycota; Sordariomycetes; Hypocreales; Cordycipitaceae
Exons: 5
Coding region: 1-2643 (880 amino acids)
Biological process (GO): protein phosphorylation; regulation of MAPK cascade; intracellular signal transduction
Cellular component (GO): cytoplasm
Molecular function (GO): protein serine/threonine kinase activity; ATP binding
Source: RefSeq, a predicted model, not a curated record